Orussus abietinus is the source of this 2562-nucleotide messenger RNA. It is a transcript of the gene fu, whose product is annotated as serine/threonine-protein kinase fused. Gene Ontology annotation, cellular component: cytoplasm. Gene Ontology annotation, molecular function: ATP binding; protein kinase activity. The record is from RefSeq and is a predicted model, not a curated record. Bases 132 to 2471 code for a protein of 779 amino acids. Lineage: Eukaryota; Metazoa; Arthropoda; Insecta; Hymenoptera; Orussidae. Gene Ontology annotation, biological process: protein phosphorylation. The transcript is spliced from 9 exons.
CAAGACCGCAUGCGCAAUCUCCAAGAAGCAACAAGUACGAGUCAAGUAUUUGACAACACUUUUCGAAAAUGUCUAUUGGAGUUUCUAGGUGAGAAUUAAAGAAUUCGAAGAGAGAAUCGAGAGACGGGAGCAUGGAAAAGUACGAAGUACUCGGCCAGGUGGGCGAGGGCUCAUUCGGGCAAGUCUACAAAGCAAAAAAGCGCUCAGACGGCGAGAUAGUCGCGUUCAAAGUCAUUAGAAAGCGUGGCCGCUCCGAGAAAGAGCUGAAGAGUUUACGCCAAGAAUGUGAGAUCCAGCGUCACCUCUGUCACCCUAACAUCGUGCAGAUGCUGGACUCCUUCGAAACCAAACACGAAAUCGUUGUUGUGACCGAAUAUGCGGACAAAGAAUUGUAUGAGAUCUUGGGAAAGGCUGGACGUUUGUCGGAAGAAAGAGCUCAAGUGAUUGCUUGCGAUCUCGUCUCUGCUCUCUAUUAUUUACACUCGAACAGAGUGCUACAUAGGGAUUUAAAGCCACAGAAUGUACUGCUCGAGGCAAAUGGGGUCGCAAAGUUAUGUGACUUUGGAUUUGCCCGUAGCAUGAGCACAGGCACGCACGUUUUGACAUCUAUUAAAGGAACUCCUCUGUACAUGGCACCAGAGUUGAUCGAAGAACGUCCUUAUGAUCACAAUGCCGAUUUGUGGUCCUUGGGUUGUAUAGUGUACGAAUUAGUGGUGGGCACGCCACCUUUCCAAACAACUUCCAUACUGCAUUUAGUGAAACUCAUACGUUGCGACCCGGUCAACUGGCCCGACUACAUAUCAGGGAGUUGCAAGAGUUUCCUGCAGGGCUUGUUGCAAAAAGAUCCGUCUCAACGCCUAACCUGGCCCGAGCUUCUAGACCACCCUUUUGUAAAGGACCGUAUCUUAACUGUUGGAGGCACAGCACCAACUCCGUUUACGACACCGUUAUCAGCUAGUCAAGCCCGAGCUAAGCAACAACAGUUGCAGAGCUUGUCGAUGCAUUCGACAAGUCGUUCCAAAGUCUUAGAGAAGGCGGUCCAAAAGAUUCAGGACCAAGAACGGAAGCUACGAGAGCAGCGUCACCGAAACUGCAUGUCCCAGCCCCGUUACCCCAUGACCCACGGUUUUUGCCAGUACCAGCCAAGUCAGCAAUGCCGCAUCCUGCGCCACAGCGAACCCAGUGGAACCGACUCCAGUGCAAGCGUCGACGUACUUCUAGGAAAUCUCAGCCUGAGAGCUUCCUUGCGGAGCGACCUGCUAGCAGCUGAUCACGCUCUCUGCCAAAGCGACUGCCCUAACAACGGAUCCUUCCGGAACAAACCGAGCAACGAGGGAUAUAACAUGCAGCGGGCAGAGUCGCAGCAGCACGAAGAGGUCAUUAAGCGCCGUGGAGAGGACCUGGUGAACACACCGGUGAACGGCCAGGGAGACGGAGCGAACAUUCCGCAGCCUCCAGGGACAUCUCCCGUCACCGAGGGACGUCGUGGCGACGGGGACUGCAAGAAAAGCCGACUGAGCAUGGACUACGAGCUCGAGUUUGGAAAUUCCGAGAAGCAAACGAGAUUGCCCGACUGGGACCCCAAGGCUGUAGAGAGGCCGAUAGAGAACGAGGAGUGGGUGGCCUUUCUUCAGCGCUCCAUGGAGGAGGUCAUGGAGGGCGAAGUGGGCUCCCUGCUCCAGCAGAACUGCGUUUCCGUUUUCGUUUCACCUCUAAGAAAUCCCGCUGCGGGGUGUAGAGUCGUCGAGUACGUCGCUUGUCUGCUCUCGCUCCCUUUCGUCGUUUCCGUCAGCCGUAAGGACCUGGACAAGAUAGAAAGGGUGUAUCUGGAUGUCAGGGUGGUGCCGAACCUGGUCUACGCGAUGAAACUGUUGAUGACGGAGCGCAGCGAUGCGGACGUCGGCACGGGUACCGGUUCCGGAAGUGAUCUCGGCGCUAGGUCGGCCUCGACUCUGUCUGCUGAUGAAUUGCAAGCCCUGGAGUGCGCGAUGCUCCUUCUGUGCAGACUGGUAUACGUUAACGAGCAGUUCCUCACGCAGUUCUGCGACGCCGUCUACAUAGUCAGCGGCAUGCCGCUUCUGCAGCAACUCCUCACCCUCGAGAAGAGGAAAGCCAGAGUCGUCGCCGAUCUCGUCGCGAUCCUGAAUAACAUUUUGCGCUCCCAGCCGGAGAACGCGGAGUUAGUUGAGCGGGUCAUACUCCGCUCCAAGACUCCAGGGGGAGGCGUCGAGUUGCUUAGCAAGUUGCUGACCCACCGUCAAAGCGUCCUGCGAGCUAGGGCCUGUACCCUGGCCAGACUCCUAGGGAGGUUCUGCUGCAGAGCUCUUCAACAAGUCUGGGGCAGACCUCUGAGGAACCUCCUGGAAGCGCUCACUCUGGAUGACGAUGGCAACGUCAGACACGCCGCCGAGGAUGCCGUUGGGGAAUUGAAGCAGCUCUUGUACUACAAUCAACAGAGUCCUGCUGGGUAGACUUGGCGAAAGGAGUACACCAGUGCCUUCGGGAUAAGGAAAGAUAUCGCGAUACUCAUAUUUUUAUACCUACGUUAUGGCACCGUUAAUA